This is a messenger RNA of Maylandia zebra (zebra mbuna), 2257 nucleotides long. The record is from RefSeq and is a predicted model, not a curated record. Lineage: Eukaryota; Metazoa; Chordata; Actinopteri; Cichliformes; Cichlidae.
UGUCUUUCUCACUCCAAAAGCGCAAAAUUGACAAUGAAAACUGUCGGUUUAACCCUGCCUGGACUGACAAAUACUUAUUAGUUUUACCGAGUUUAAUAAUCUUACAACCGGAGUUGUACGACCACGGUGAGGGUCCUGUACAGCCCAAGAGAGAGCUGCAGCAUCUUCCCUUCGUGUUUGCUUCUUGGCGAAGAAGAAAAGGCCUUUCACAGAUUCUGAAACAGUGAAAUACAGCAUGCUGGUCGUGGUGGAUGCGGUGAAAACCAGAUACAGACAUGAUGCUUCCUCUCAGAUAUCAUGCUAGGGACUUUUUCUGACCUUAAAACAGCAAGGCAACGCCACAAAAGCACAACAGACUUUCCUCACCAAAGCAACAUUUCUUUGCUUCCCUCUUAUACUCAUUGUCUUAUAGAUAGAGAACAAGACCUCUUGCGUCGUUGCUCACUCGGGGAGACCAAGAGUCUUUCACGCUACCCUCGCCAUGCCCUCAGCGUGCCUGAAAUCGGCUGCAUUAGUCCCCUUCAUGUCAUUACCCACAGUCCGCUCCACAGCACGUCGCUCUCACCGGCAAAAAGCAACAUAUCCAGCCCUGCUAGAGAGAUGGAGAAGCUUGCAAAGGCCAGGAGUAAACUUCUAGAGAGUGAAAGUAACCAAACCCCUACCAUCACUCCAGAAACAAGAGAACAACUUCGCUAUGUCGCCAAAGAUGGAAAGUGCCGAGUCAACCUUUGUCAUAUUUCAGAAAGGGGCCGUUUCCUGUCUGAUAUCUUUACUUCUUUUGUGGACCUCCAGUACAGAUGGUUCUUAUUUGUCUUCAUGAUGUGCUACAUUGUCACCUGGUUUUUCUUUGCUGUGCUCUACUUCUUGAAUGCUUUCUUUAGAGGUGACCUAGAAAAGGAGAAGCCACUCACCACCCCUGAAGAAAACCUCAUAGACCACGCACCCUGCUAUUUGGGUGUAGAUGAUUUUAUCUCUGCUCUUCUUUUCUCAGUGGAGACACAGCGCACCAUUGGUUAUGUAUCAAUGGUGUCUCCCAGCACAGUGUCUCCCAGCUGCCACGAGGGUGUGGUGCUGGUCAUGACGCAAUGCAUUGUUGGGUCCAUGAUAGGUGCUCUCAUGGUAGGCUGCAUGUUUGUUAAAAUAUCCCGACCCAAGAAGCAAGCGGAGACACUUCUUUUUAGUCGCACUUGUGUCAUUGCUAACCGGGAUGACCAGCUCUGCUUGAUGUUCCGCCUGGGAGACCUCAGAGAAAGUCACAUGGUGGACGCAAAGGUUCGUGCAAAGUUAAUCAAGUCCCGGCAAACAGCAGAGGGAGAGUUCUUGCCUCUCGAGCAGACAGAGAUUAACCUUGGUUAUGAAACUGGCUGAGACCGACUUUUCCUGGUGGAGCCUCAAGUCAUUCGGCACAAUAUUGACUGCGACAGUCCGCUGUGGGAGCUGGGUCCAGAGCAACUCAGAAGACAGCAGUUUGAGAUCAUCGUUAUUUUAGAAGGAAUUGUUGAGGCCACAGGGAUGAUGUGCCAAGCCAAAACAUCCUAUAUUGAAACAGAGAUUGAGUGGGGCGCUCGCUUUGAACCAUGCAUGACGCUGGAGAAGGGCUCAUUCAGAGUGGACCUGCGUCGGUUCCACACCACCUACAAGGUACCACUACCUAACUGCAGUGCCAGCCAGGCACACCAGCUAAUGGCUCUGGCUGACUGCAAAGUCCAAAACCACAGAACCAGCCAAAACUGGGAAAGCUGGGCAGAGGGAAUGACCGAAGAAGACAAAGACAAGCAACCAUCCCAUGGAGGAUUCACUAUUGCUAACAUUCAGGAGGAGAGAGCAUCAGAAGGCAAUGAAAGUGAAGAGGGUACCGAAAAAAGCACGCCAUAAGACAUUUUAACUUUUUUAAAGCUGAAUUGGUCAUAAACACUUUCUCAGUAUGAAGCUUUUUUUCUUUUUUUUAAAAGAUGAUACCAGCAUUUCACUGUAGAAGAAGGGCAGGUGUAAAUAUACAUAAUAAAUAUUUUGAAUUGACUAUUUGCUAAACUUUAUCCCAAAGUAUUGUUGGCACACAGGUCCAGCUUUAAACUAUAGCAAUACACAUAGAAUUUUACAGCAUAAAUGCUUGCAGAUUUACUAUUCUUAGUAAAGUUGAAGUACCAGCAGAUUCUUGAUUUUAGUUGUUACCAAAAUGUCUUUUUUCCUCGUCUAUGGCAUGUCCAAAACAAACCUGCGUUUAAUCUCAUGCAACUAAAUAAAUAGCAGCACUGUA